AUGGAAAUGAAAAUCCAGGCAUUACAAACCCCUGUAUGGAAUACUGCUAAAACCAAACUAGACAAUCCCACUUCUGAGGGAGAAAUAAUAGAAGAGGAGUAUGAGAAGAUGAGCAGAGUCACCAGUGGACCCAUCGAGUGGGAACAGCCCAUGUACCAGAACCUGCCGGAGAAAGACAAGGCCGAGUCUGAGGAGCUGGAGGCAAACAGGGGUGCUGGGUUAGGGGGAUACAUCAAGGUGUGUGCAGCCAUGGUGCCUGAGAGUAACUCCUCCUUUGAUAACCCAGAUUACUGGCACAGCAGACUGUUCCUGAAGACAGAUGCUCUACGCAUCUAA
Molecule: messenger RNA, 336 nt
Organism: Knipowitschia caucasica
Lineage: Eukaryota; Metazoa; Chordata; Actinopteri; Gobiiformes; Gobiidae
Source: the annotation of a GenBank genome assembly